Molecule: messenger RNA, 1140 nt
Organism: Suillus subaureus
Lineage: Eukaryota; Fungi; Basidiomycota; Agaricomycetes; Boletales; Suillaceae
Product: integral membrane protein S linking to the trans Golgi network-domain-containing protein
Exons: 2
Coding region: 437-916 (159 amino acids)
Biological process (GO): Golgi to endosome transport; protein localization to Golgi apparatus; Golgi to plasma membrane protein transport
Cellular component (GO): Golgi membrane; trans-Golgi network
Source: RefSeq, a predicted model, not a curated record
CACGACCAAACCGUAACAGUGAAUGAGAACUAGUAGCCUGGUGUAGAUGCUGCCAAUUACAUAAGCACCCUCGGUCAUUUACUACGGUUUGUAGUUCAAUGGAGCCGCCUCAGACUUGAAAACUGAUUUAGUACUGUAGUAACGAUGGCGGCGUCAUCUCGGGCAUCGAACGCUAGUUGGGACCCAGUCCUACUUAUAUCUCAGGCAUGUUCUGCUUUCUCCUGUUCUGUCCGCAUUGGCCUAGACUGUCUGCGUCCACCUCAGAUUAUUUCAAUGCAAACCCUUCACUACCUAACCCUCUCCGUCCUCAUCCCCCCAUUAUUGUCUAUCUUUGCGGAGGCCGGCGCACUCGUCUUCGAAGGAGGGGCAACAAAUGUCGGUGCGUCUCAUAACCGCAGAAUCAUAAGCUAGAGUUGAGAGGGAAACCGCACCAGGGAUGAUCAUGGAUUGGCGAGAAAUGGCCGGCCGUCCAACAGUCCGUGGAAUGCAGGGCGAAGAUAGGUGGGACGCUUACUAUGGCGCCUGGAGCGGCGGUAAACAACUCGGUUCCGGGUGGGAGGAAGGCAGGUGGGACGGAUGGACCGACCCUAUGCGAGGUUGGGUAAUAGCAUUCUCAUGGAUGAUAGCAUCCUUUGCAGACAUAUACUAUUUAUGUAUUCUCAUUCGACGACCGCGCUUCAUCUUGGAUUUCGCGCUAACGCUCGCCUUCAGUCACCUCGUACUCACAACUUAUUACUCGGCUUCAAUACCCACCUCUCUGUUCUUCUGGCUCGUCAUUUUCGCAUGGUCAGCAAUAACAGUAAUAAUUGCAGAGCAACUCUGUGUGAAGAGAGAGAUGGCCGAAGGAUUGGUUAUUUCUCCUCCGAGGGACGAAGCGGAUGAUUUGGAGAUGGGAGAAUCGCUUCGCAGAGAUUAAGUGAGUCCCCGUGUAUCUUGUGGUCCAGCUGCUUGUAGUACUGGUCUUAAUUUAACUGAAGCCCCUUUGCAUAUGCAAUAACUGGCGGUGUCCAGCACCAUCUAGAUUUUGCCAAGGUUUGAGUGGCGUAGAAGAUAUCACCAAAUUGUUCAAUGCUUAGCCUUCUGCAAAAUUCAUUACCGUUUAGGUGAGCUAAACUGGUUGCAAUUUGAAACACCUAGCGA